CCUCUCCCGGCCGACACGGAACUGCUGGAGCUGCAUCAUCUCAGGUUAUAAAAGACCAGCUGCGUAUUAUGGCCGCAGACUCUAUGGAAAUUGACGAUGGUUUAUACAGCCGGCAGAGAUAUGUCCUGGGUGACAGUGCUAUGCAGAAGAUGGCUCAGUCUCAUGUUUUCCUCAGUGGAAUGGGGGGGCUUGGUGUAGAAAUUGCAAAGAACCUUGUUCUGGCUGGAAUAAAGGCUUUGACCAUUCAUGACACCCGGCCGUGUGAAACUUGGGAUCUUGGAACAAAUUUUUUCAUCAGAGAAGAUGAUGUCAACGCUCGCAGAAACAGAGCUGAAGCUUGUCUUCAACGCAUUGCAGAACUUAAUCCUUAUGUUCGUGUCAUAUCGUCUACGGCACCACUGGAUGAGACCAGCAAUGUCUUAUUUCUACGGCAGUACCAGUGCGUGAUACUCACUGAAACCCGGCAUUCGUUACGCAAAGCGAUAAACAACUUCUGCCAUUCUCAAAAGCCACCCAUAAAGUUCAUCAGCUCCGAUACCUAUGGAAUAUGUGCAUGUCUGUUUUGUGAUUUCGGAGAAGAGUUUGAAGUUUUGGACACCACAGGGGAAGACCCUAAAGAGAUAUUUAUUUCUAAUAUAACACAGUCUAAUCCAGGAGUCGUAACUUGCUUUGAAAACCGGCCACACAAAUUUGAACCCGGAGAAUAUGUCACUUUCCGGGAAGUAAAUGGAAUGACGUCCUUAAAUGGUUCCAUGCAGCAAAUCUCAGUGAUCUCUCCUUACUCAUUCAGCAUUGGUGAUACCUCAGACAUGGAACCUUAUCAACAUGGAGGGUUAGCAUUGCAGAUCAAAAUGCCCAAGUCAUUUUCAUUUGAAAGAUUAGAAAAACAGUUGGAGGAUCCAAAAUACCUUACUGCCGAUUUCAUCAAGCCAGAGGCACCUUUGAAUAUUCAUACGGCAAUGCUGGCAUUAGAUCAGUUUCAAGAGAUCCACUAUCGCUUACCAAACAUAGGAUGCCCUCAGGAUACAGAAGAGAUGCAAAAAUUAGCCGAAUCUGUAAUUCAAACUCUACAAACUAAACCUCAGCUGGAUAGGAAUUUGAUAAAGUGGUUGUCUUGGACAGCUCGAGGGUUCUUGGCUCCUCUUGCGGCUACUAUAGGGGGAAUAGCCAGCCAAGAGGUAUUGAAAGCAGUGACCGGAAAGUUUUCUCCUUUACAGCAAUGGCUUUUUCUGGAUGCCAUGGAAAUUGUGAAUUCACUGGAACAGAUCAGUAGAGAUGAGUUUCUUCCAAGAGGGGAUAGAUAUGAUGCAUUAAGAGCUUGUAUCGGAGACUCCUUUUGCCAGAAAAUUCACAACCUCAAUGUUUUUCUGGUUGGAUGUGGUGCAAUCGGCUGUGAAAUGCUGAAGAAUUUUGCACUUCUUGGUGUUGCCAGUGGCUCAGAGAGAGGCUCAAUUACAAUCACAGACCCUGACUUGAUUGAGAAAUCCAACUUAAACAGGCAGUUUCUAUUUCGGCCUCACCACAUUCAGAAACCUAAAAGCUGCACUGCUGCUACUGCAACCUUGAGUAUUAACCCUCAGUUGAAAAUAGACCCUCGUUUAGACAAGGUGUGUCCUGCAACAGAGAACAUCUAUAACGAUGAGUUCUUCACCAGGCAGGACAUUGUUGUGACAGCACUGGACAACGUGGAGGCGAGACGAUAUGUGGACAGUCGUUGUGUCUCAAACGUAUGUCCUCUUCUUGACUCUGGCACUAUGGGGACAAAAGGGCAUACAGAAGUUAUUGUACCUCAGUUGACAGAAUCAUACAACAGCUAUCGUGACCCUCCAGAUGAAGAAAUUCCUUUUUGCACUUUGAAGUCAUUUCCAGCUUCAAUUGAGCACACAAUUCAAUGGGCAAGAGACAAGUUUGAGAGUACGUUUUCCCACAAGCCUUCACUGUAUAAUAAAUUUUGGCAGACACAUACAUCUGCGCAAGACGUUUUGAGGAGAAUACAGUGUGGAGAUAGUUUGGAAGGCUGCUUUCAUGUUGUUAAACUACUUAGCAAAAAACCUAGAACGUGGGAUCAAUGUGUGGAGCUUGCAAGACUGAAGUUUGAAAAGUAUUUCAAUCACAAGGCACAACAGUUGCUGCAUUCAUUCCCCCUGGACACACGAUUGAAAGAUGGAAGUUUAUUUUGGCAAUCACCAAAGCGUCCACCUACUCCGAUAAAUUGUGAUGUAAAUGACCAAUUGCAUUUUAGCUUCAUUGUUAGUGCAUCCAAAUUGUUUGCUGAAGUACACAGUAUUCCUUUCACUGACAAGGACUUGUCACAAGAUGUUAUCACAAAAAUAAUCUCAAAAAUGGGCAUCAAAGAAUUUACUCCUUCAAACAAAAUUGUUGAAACUGAUGAAACCGUUAAAAAACCGGACCAAAUACCAGUAAGUAGUGAGGAUGAGAGGAUUGCAGUUCUACAGCUGGAGAAGGUCAUAGCAGCCGAGCAGACAUCAAAAUUGGACCUUCAAAUGAAGCUGUUAUCAUUCGAAAAAGACAAUGACAGCAACGAGCACAUUAACUUCAUCACAGCAGCUUCCAAUCUUAGAGCCAAGAUGUACAAUAUUGAGCCAGCUGACAGGCUGAAGACCAAGCGCAUUGCAGGGAAGAUCAUACCGGCUAUCGCCACAGCAACUGCUGCAGUGUCUGGUCUGGUUGCUUUGGAACUUAUAAAAGUCGUGGGAGGAUAUCCAUUUGCAGCUUACAAGAAUUGUUUUUUUAAUUUAGCCAUUCCAAUUAUUGUCUUCACUGAGACAGCAGAAAUAAGAAAAACACAGAUAAGAAAUGGUAUUACAUUUACUAUAUGGGACAGAUGGACUAUAUACGGAAAGGAAGACUUUACUCUUCUGGAUUUCAUUAACGCUGUCAGAGAACAAUAUGGGAUUGAGCCGACAAUGGUUGUUCAAGGAGUAAAAAUGCUGUAUGUCCCUGUUAUGCCUGGACAUGCAAAAAGAUUGAAACUUACGAUGCAAAAACUAGUGAAGCCUGGAGCAGACAAAAAAUAUGUUGACUUGACUGUGUCAUUUGCUCCCGAAUCUAAUGAAGAUGAAGACUUGCCAGGACCACCUGUCAGAUAUUACUUCAGCCAGGAGAACAAUUGAUGAUAUGUGUAAUAAUCUUACUCCACGUUUAUGUGUUGGUACUACUUGUCACAACUAGGUAAAGCCUUAAUGGAAAGGAACAAGCUGACGUAGUCAAUUGCACUAAUACAUUUGUAUAACACAAAAUGGAGUAUAGAGUGUCCCCAGUUCUUUCUUUUAAAGGGAUACUAAACCCACGUUUUUCUUUCAUGAUUCCGAUAGAGCACGAAAUUUUAAGCAACUUUCUAAUUUACUCCUAUUAGCAAUUUUUCUUUGUUCUCUUGCUAUCUUUAUUUAAAAGGACGUAAUGUAAAUCUUAGCAGCCAGACCAUUUUAGGUUCAGCACCAUGGAUAGAGCUUGCUUAUUGGUGGCUUAAAAUUAGCCUCCAAUAAGCAAGCAUAACCCAGGUUCUCAACCAUAAAUGGGCCGGCUCCUAUGCAUCAAAUUCCUGCUUUUUAAAUAAAGAUAGCAAGAGAACAAAUACAAUUUGAUAAUAGGAGUAAAUUAGAAAGUUGCCUUAAAUUGCAUGCUCUAUCUGAAUCAUGAAUGAAAAAAAUUGGGUUAAGUGUCCCUUUAAGCUUUUUUUCUUUGUAACUAGAGUAUUUGUUUAUGAAACUGUUUGGGAUGCAAUACUCCAUGCUACAAUCCAAAAAUGUAUAAAUAAAAACUAGAAUACGGAAGAUCAAGAUGGUAUUUUUGAUUCCUAAUUUAUUGCACCUCCUUUCUUAACGUUCUGUAGGUGGAAUUUGCUACAGUAGUGUAUAUAUGUUUAUGUGUGCAUUGCAGUAGAAGUUUUUGUCUCUGCGUGAGCAUACAAGCCCUUCAUGCUAGCAAAUACAUAUAUGCAUAUGUGUGUGAAUAGAAAUAUAUUACACACGCACGCGUAUACUUGAUGAAUUUAAAGAAACUCUCACUGCUAUUGGUUUAUUUCUGUCUGUCAGUUUUGUAUUUGUUUACACUCGUAUUUUUGUUUAAAUAAAUGCUGUUUUCAGGUUUUGACUUGGA
This is a messenger RNA of Bombina bombina (fire-bellied toad), 4119 nucleotides long. RefSeq names its product ubiquitin like modifier activating enzyme 6 (gene UBA6). The record is from RefSeq and is a predicted model, not a curated record. Gene Ontology annotation, biological process: protein sumoylation. Gene Ontology annotation, cellular component: SUMO activating enzyme complex; cytoplasm. NCBI's taxonomy places the organism in Eukaryota, Metazoa, Chordata, Amphibia, Anura, Bombinatoridae. The coding region runs from base 69 to 3134 and encodes 1021 amino acids. The transcript has 33 exons. Gene Ontology annotation, molecular function: SUMO activating enzyme activity.